AUGUCUUCAUUUCCUACAAUUUAUAAAAACGAAAAUUUAGAUCAUGACAUUAUUAUCACUAAUGAUAAUGAUAGAAUAGAUACAACUAGUCCUUCUAGUCCUUUAUUACCAUCCAAUUUUAAUAGUAAUGCAAAACUUCCAUCAUACUAUCGUUGGUUAAUAUUAUUAGGAUUUUCUUUACUUACAUUAUCAUCAGCAUGUUUAUGGAUAACAUUCGCACCAUGUCUAUACAUAUUUAUGUCAUAUUUUUCCCAAACACCUUCAAGUAUAAAUUCUUUAUCAUCAGUUUAUAUGAUAAUGUUUCCAAUAUUAUUAAUUCCUUCUAUAAAAUUUUUUAAUAAGUACGGAAUAAAAACUAGUAUAAUUUUUGGUGCUUUUUUAAAUGCUUUAGGAGCUUUCUUAAGAUAUUUAGGAACAUUAAAUAAAUCAUAUAUAGGAUUUUGGAUAUUAUUUUUAGGACAAACUAUAGAUUCAAUAGCUCAACUUUUUAUGUUAAGUGUACCUUCAAAAUUAGCGAAUAUUUGGUUUUCAGAAUUUGGUGAACAAAAUUUUGCAACUUCUGUUGGUGUUACGGCUAAUAGUGCUGGUGUUGCUAUUGGACACAAUGCUGUUGAAUGCGAAAGAACCAAUUCAUUAUCGACAACUAAACCUUCAGAUUCCAAUAUUAGUUAUUAUCUGAAUGAUAGACCGUUCAUGAUAUUAACACUAUCUUACGGGAUUGUUACCGGUGGUGAAUAUGCUUUAAGCACUCUAUUGUCCCAAAUGAUAUUACCAGUAUUUAAAACACUUGACGAGGUAACUAUUAUUAAUUAUCAAAAGAAAAAAAAUGAUGAAAAAACAUCACUAAUUCUUUAUUAUCAAAAGAAAAAAAUGAUGAGAAAACAUCACUAA
Scutellospora calospora is the source of this 891-nucleotide messenger RNA. Lineage: Eukaryota; Fungi; Glomeromycota; Glomeromycetes; Diversisporales; Gigasporaceae. The record is from the annotation of a GenBank genome assembly.